AUGGAGCAACGAAACCCUUCUCCGUCUCCGUCUCCGUCUCCGUCUCCGUCACCGUCACCAGUUCGAGUCCUCAUUCGCCCUCCGUCUUCUCCUUCGCCUACCUCCUCCGACCAUCCACCUCAGGCGUCUCUCCCUCGCGCCUCCGAUGGCGUGGUGGUUGUUGGCUUCAUCGCGCGGCGGCACGGCGAUUCGGCGCAGCUCCUCAACCGCGUCAUCGACUCGAACGCCUUCGCCUCCGGCAAUCUCGAUACGCCGCUGCUCGUAGACGAUGAGGAGGCUCGAGAGUGGUUCGAGCGGAGGAGAAUCAGCUACUUUCACGACCAGGAGAGGGGAAUUUUAUUCCUUCAGUUCUCUUCCACUCGCUGUCCAGCGAUUCAUGCCGCUGCGGAAACCGCGCCGCCGGGAUUCGAUUCUGCCGUCGAAGAGCACGAGUUCGGCGACCUCCAGGGAAUCCUUUUCAUGUUCUCUGUUUGUCAUGUUAUUAUAUAUAUUCAGGAGGGGUCACACUUUGGUACUAGGAUUUUAAGGAAUUUUCGUGUGCUGCAAUCAGCUAAGCAUGCAAUGGCUCCCUUUGUUAGAUCCCAAACUAUGCCGCCUUUGUCAGCUAGAUCGCAUCCUUCAUCAUCCACUAGACCUGCUUCGGCAGCAAACAAUUCUUCUCCAGGUAGAGGUGGUGGUAACUUGAGUCGCAAUGUGUCGGCCAUAUCUCCCAUGUCAGGUUUAGGUUCUUAUGCUUCUUUGUUUCCAGGACAGUGCAUACCUGUCACACUGUUUGUAUUCGUGGAUGACUUCUCCAGUUUAUCUAAUUCCAGUGCAAACGGGGAGGAAUCUUCAGAUGGCUCUUCACUUAGUCAAUCAUCUAGUUUGAGUGGAGCGGCCAAGGGAAACUUGUCUGCUAAAGGUUCGGGUUCUGUAGUUGUGCUGGCACGACCUUCAAAUCGAUCUGAAGGUGGAUUUAGGAAGAAACUACAGUCAUCUCUUGAAGCACAAAUUCGCUUUCUGGUUAAGAAAUGUCGGACUUUAUCAGGUCCUGAAAUAACUCAUUCUAGCGUAAGAACUGGGGGUACAUCAACUUCUGCACCUCUGUUUUCACUUGAUGCAUCAAGGACAGUUGUCUUGUUAGACCGGUUUUCAAAUCAAAGAGGCGAGUCUCUUGAGUUUGCCAGUGGACUUGUUGAUGAUGUGUUAAAUGGGAAAGCAACUUCAGAUUCCCUUCUGCUUGAAAGCCAUGGUCAAAGUGCAAGCAAAGAAGAUUUAAUAUCAGUUAGGGAGUUCAUUUACAGGCAAUGUGAUAUUUUGAGAGGGAGAGGGGGACUAAUUAAUACGAACAGUGGCUCAGCUUCUGGUGUUGGUAUGGUUGCUGUUGCAGCAGCUGCAGCUGCGGCCUCAGCUGCAUCUGGGAAAACAUUUACUACUCCUGAUCUUCCAAAUCUUGAAGUUUGGUUAUCUUCUAGUCGUCAUAUAUUGAGUGGAGUUCUCUGUGCAAAAGGUGGUUCCCUGGAUGAAUUUGAUAUUAUGAAAAGAAAACCUCGUCCUAGGAAUGCUGUUUCAUCGACAGUGGAAGGAUCUAUGAAGAGUACAAAUCCUUUAGAUGUUGCGCUAUCUUGGUUAAAAAGUGGUAGAGGGUUGAACACUAAAUUCUCGACUAUGUGGUGCCAAAGGGCCAUUCCAGCCGCAAAGGAGAUUUAUUUGAAAGACUUGCCUGCCUCUUAUCCUACUUCACAACAUCAGGUGCAUUUAGGUAAGGCUUUGAAGGCAUUUCGCUCAAUGGUGAAAGGACCUGCAGUGGAACUAUUUGCAAAAAAGUUGGAAGAUGAAUGCACUUCCAUAUGGAAAUCAGGAAGGCAACUAUGUGAUGCUGUUAGUUUGACAGGAAAACCCUGCAUGCACCAAAGGUAUGAUGUUGAACCUGGUAAUUCAGAUUUAGGAGACUCGCACAAGCUACAUUCAAGUGGUUAUUUUUUCCUUCAUGCAUGUGCUUGUGGUCGUUCCAGACAGUUAUGUCCUGAUCCUUUUGAUUUUGAAUCAGCUGAUGGCAGUUGCUUCUCUAAAUGUGAUAGUCUACUUCCUGCAGUCAAAUUACCCGAAACAGAAGUUGCAGGGCCUGUUAAACCUUCUGCUUGGAGUUUACUUCGUAUUGGGGGUGCUAGAUACUAUGAAUCUUCUAAAGGCUUACUUCAAAGUGGAUUUUCUGCCACUGAAAAAUUUCUUUCUAAAUUGACAAUAUACCUAGAGAAAAAGAAUAUACCAAAUGGUUCUACAGAGAGUACAGUGAAUCAAGGUUCUGUAAUUAGAGCACCCAAGGUUGAAUCUAUUGCAGAUGCAACGAAAACUGGGGUUAUACAAGCCCACCCUGCUGUGCAGAAUGGAGUGGAAGAUGUAGGAACAUCUGUAGAUGUCAUGAAGGCUGAUGAUAAAAAGAUAAGUUUUGGUAGAGGUUUCCCUAUUUUCAAAAUGAGAAAACCUUUUUCUGAGGUUGUUGCUGGAUCAGCGGCUAGUGAUUCAGGAUUUCCUCCUCUUCAACAAAGGAAAUUGCCUACACCAGGUUCGGAAAAGGGUAUGAAACAAAACAAGUCAAGUAGUCAGACUGUUGAACAAGUUAAUGCAACCAUUGAUCAUCAACUAUCUCAAAAAUCUCAAAAUGUUUCAUCUACUCAGGGACAUCUUGAUGAUAAUGGUAACAAUAUCUGCAGGGACAGUGAUCCUUUUUUGAGGAUAGGUAGCAAUGUUGUAUACUUGAAUGAUAGUGAAAGGAACAAAUCACAUUCUUUGAAGCAUGUUAUAAUAUAUGUUGGAUUUGAGCAUGAAUGCCCCCGUGGCCACCGUUUUUUAUUGAAUGCAGAACAUCUUACUGAACUGGGAUCGUCAUACUCGUUAUCUGAAGAAUCUCAUACAUCUUCUAUGGAGCCUGCUGACCGAAGUCAGCCAUCUCAUACUAAAGUGAGCAAGAAUGCUUCCUGGAACAAAGUUCAUCGAGGCUCAAAUGAAAUUCUGUCUGCAGCCUCAAAUAAGGAAAGAGAUGUGAACAAAUCUAAUGGGAUGAUUCCUAAUGGUGAUUUGAAUUCAGAUGGACUAAUACAUACUUACGUUCCGCCAAAGCAACAUAAUUUGACUUCAACAAAUGCAUUUGCAAAACCCCUGAAUCUUACGAAGGAUUUUGGAGGAGAUCUUCAAGCUAUUAGCAUGGAUGGUGAUGAUCUUGCAUUUUCCAUGUUGAAUAAAAACUUGCCUAUCUACAUGAUCUGUCCUCACUGUAAGCAUGCAAGGAAUAAUAAGGAUACACCAAAAGUGAAGUUUGCAAGUGGGAUCUCACAGCUUAAAAGAAUUUUUCUGGUGACACCUGCAUUUCCAGUGAUACUAGCAACAUGCCCUGUUGUACAAUUUGAGACAUCAUGCUUACCUCCCUUAGUUCCAGAUCGUGAACAAAAAUUGCAGUUUAGCCUUGGAUGUGAGGUGAUCUUGCCACCAGAGAGCUUCCUUACACUUAAAUUACCGUUUGUGUAUGGUGUACAGCUUGAUGAUGGAAACAAACAUCCUCUUAACCCCUUUGAACAACAGCCUGAAAUGACUGCCUGGAUUGCCAAGGGCACAGUACUGCAGAUCUUGUCCAAGGGGAACAGUGAUGAGGGAUAUCAAACACAGGUAUGGUCUGCAAUUGAAUUAGAUGUAAUGGAAACUAGUGGAGUUCAUUACUCAGGCAUGAAUUGGUGCAGUUUGUUUGAUCAUGCAAGGUUGGGGAAAAUGUUGAUUGAUCUAUUCCACGUGUCACAGCUAAUUGCAUAG
Messenger RNA from Sphenostylis stenocarpa, 3783 nucleotides. NCBI's taxonomy places the organism in Eukaryota, Viridiplantae, Streptophyta, Magnoliopsida, Fabales, Fabaceae. The record is from the annotation of a GenBank genome assembly.